Poeciliopsis prolifica (blackstripe livebearer) is the source of this 1537-nucleotide messenger RNA. Its product is annotated as protocadherin beta-10-like. The transcript has a single exon. Bases 368 to 1537 code for a protein of 389 amino acids. Gene Ontology annotation, molecular function: calcium ion binding. The record is from RefSeq and is a predicted model, not a curated record. Gene Ontology annotation, biological process: homophilic cell-cell adhesion. Gene Ontology annotation, cellular component: plasma membrane. Lineage: Eukaryota; Metazoa; Chordata; Actinopteri; Cyprinodontiformes; Poeciliidae.
AUUUCACUUAAUAUGAUGAAAAUUACAGCACUAAUGUUGCGUUUGCUUUAUAUCGACUCAUAUAUGUAAUAAAUUUUUAUUUCAGCUUUUGGUUAAAGGUUUUUUCCAAUUUAAUUUGCUUUACGCUGUGCAGACUCUAAGGGACGCUGUUGGCCAGAAAAACAUUUUUGAGCAAUGUUGCAAGUGAGGAAGAGGAGAGAGAGGAGGCAGAGAAAAGCGUCUUCACACGGAAUAAAGCUUACACGAAAUUAGACGAGAAGCGAUCGUUUUUGUCCGACCGACAUGCAGAGGACUUAGAGUUUUGUUCAGCUUGCUCAGACCUCACUAACUCAAGUGGAUCUAAAGUUCGGUAUUGUCAUAUUUCCUGAUGGAGACCCACCAGCAUCGACGUGGAAAAUGGCUUCUGCUGCUCAGGACGCCUCUGUGGCAACUGUUUCUUGUUCUCUUGAUGUCUUUCUCCACUCACGCCCAAAUCCGUUAUUCAAUACCAGAGGAGAUGAAGAAAGGUUCCCUUAUCGGUAAUGUUGCACAAGAUCUUGGUUUGGACUUGAAUAGGCUGCGUUCUGGUCGUGCCCGUAUCGUGAGCGGAGAGAGCAAUCGGUACACCGAGCUGAAGGCGGACAAAGGGAUUUUAGUCGUGAAUGAGAAAAUCGACAGAGAGCAGCUCUGUGGAGAGGUAACGCCGUGCAGUUUCAGCUUUGAAAUCAUUUUGGAAAAUCCAAUUGAACUGCAUAGAGUCACUGUGGAAAUACUAGACGUGAAUGAUCAUGCGCCAACCUUCAAAAAUAAAGCGAUCAAUUUAGAAAUUAGCGAAUCUGCAACGAUAGGAUCCCACUUUGACUUAGAAAGCGCAUAUGACCCUGAUGCGGGUAUUUAUGGCUUGCAACAUUAUGUCCUUUCGCCGAAUGACCAUUUUGUUUUGAAGCAGCACUCUAACGCAGACGGAGUAAAAUUUCCUGUUAUGAUUUUACAGAAGUCAUUAGACCGAGAGCUGAACCCGCACGUCUCUUUAAAGCUGAUAGCUGUAGAUGGAGGAGCUCCGCAGCGCUCCGGAACAGUAAAUAUAGAGAUCAAUGUUCUCGAUGUUAACGAUAAUCCUCCGAAAUUCAGUCAGUUAGUGUACAAAGCUGUUGUGGUGGAAAACGCCCCCAUAGGCACAUACAUAACAACGGUAAAUGCCUCAGAUGCAGACAGCGGUUCUGAUGGCUUAGUGACGUAUUCGUUUUCAAAUGUAAAAAGAAAUUUUGCUUUUGAAAUUGACAGCGUGUCUGGCAGAAUAACUGUGGUUGAUAAUAUCGAUUAUGAGAAAGACAAGAAAUUUGAAAUAAGAGUAAUCGCAAAAGAUCAGGGAGGUCUCACUGACGCAACAAAAGUUACAAUCGACGUUUUAGACGCUAAUGAUAACGCACCAGUUAUUAGUGUAAUGUCCUUCUCAAACUCUGUUUCAGAGGACGCACCUCCAGGUACGACUGUGGGUGUUUUUAACGUAAAAGAUGCUGAUUCUGACAGAAACGGGAAAAUAAAAUGCUCAGUUUAA